ACCUAUUAUUUAACAUAUAUUUAAUUAGUUUAAGCCAUCAAAACAUUAUUAUUAAAGCGAUAARCGACAACGAUUAAGUUAAUAAUCAGAGACAAUAAUUAUAGGUUGUAGGUAUAUUGAUKCUAAUUAAUAAUAUUAAAUAAGUUGAUGCGCAAUGCAUUUGUAUUUAUUACAAAUCGCGAAUAAUAUUAGAUAUGAUUUAAUGUGUGACACCGUAUAUAACAGACUGUGAAACUUCCAUUUAACAUUCAACUACCUAAAUAUUUAUGAGAACCAAGCUCAUUUAAUUCUAUUUAAAAAAUGUUUUUUGUUGAUCAUGAGAUUCUGUAUAACUAAUACGGAAGUUUCAUCGUAAUUAUAACUCGUUGACCUUUAUAAAUCAGAAAAGAAGGUAGAAUUCGUUUAGAUCACAUUUUAAAUAACCUAUACCAUAUUCUUAUCGUUUACAUUUAAUAUUUUUAUAUAACUGGGUUUUUAUAACUUUUAUUAAAAAGGCAAAACAUYGCUAGUCUUGCUGCUACAGUAUURUAGUCGGCAGUCACUAUAGUGAAACAGUGCAACAAUAUUAUACUGAAUAAUAUCAAGUUACGAUAUGGGACGAGCGUUUUUGACAUUUGUCGUCGUCUUGAUGGCUGUCAUUGCGGUGACAUUUGGCGAUCGACUGCAAUGUAAAGACCCGUAUGGACAACCAAUCGACUGGUUUACGGCCAUCAAGCUGCCGAACCUCUAUUCGAACUUGUCCAAUGGGAAGGUUUACGUCUAUAUGGAUGCGAAAACCCCGGAGUGGAUUUACUUGACCGGAAUCACGACUGAGAAGUCGGCUAUUGGACACACAGUGAAGCAGAUGUACGCGACCACUCAAACCUAUAACGAGUCGAUAAUGUGGGCCGUGUACAACGAUGAGCCGACAAACGGUCCAACAUCGUAUUCGAAGGGUCAUUCCAAAGGCAUGGUGGUGGCCAAUAACAGUUCGGGCUUAUGGCUGGUGCACAGUGUACCCAAGUUUCCGCAGUUACCUUACCAGAACAACAACUCGUACACAUACCCUAAGACUGGCUUGAAGUUCGGCCAAAGUUUUCUGUGCAUGUCCAUGACAGCUGAGGAGCUGGACAAGGUAGGCGAUCAAUUGAUCAACAACGAAGUAGUGGUCUACAGCAGUCACUUUGGAGGCGAUCUGAAAUCAACGUACCCGGGUCUAUACAACGCCUCUCUGCCUCAACCUAUUCCCGGAGUAAAGAACGAUGGAGURAGGUUACAGCCUCUUAAAUCUAUUGAGGGCUUUGAGUUCUUGUCGAUUUCAAAAAACAGGCAUUUUGAAAAAGAUUUAUACGAAGACUUAAUCACACACAUGGCACAGUCAAAUUUGUACACAGAGACUUGGUUAAAUUCGAGAGAUAGGUUCAAUUCGUCAUGUUCCAGCAAGUACAAGACUAUGAACAUCAAGUCAUUGGCUAUGAAGAACAUAAAUGGGUUGAAAAACGUAUGGUACAAUUCAACUAAAGACCAUUCUAAAUGGGUUGUGACUGGGAAGAGUUCUGUACAUUGGACUUGCAUUGGCGAUAUCAAUCGAUCUAAAGAACAGACAAAACGUGGAGGUGGAACAGUAUGCAUAAAAUCGUUGCCAAUAUGGAACCAAUAUAAAAAACUAGUGUCAGAUAUUGAAAAGUGUAAAAUUUAGUGCUAUUUAAUUAUAUGACUCGCCAGAGUAUACCUACAAUUAUUAUCGUUUAAUACUCUACCACCAUCAUGUAUUUAA
Molecule: messenger RNA, 1756 nt
Organism: Diuraphis noxia (Russian wheat aphid)
Lineage: Eukaryota; Metazoa; Arthropoda; Insecta; Hemiptera; Aphididae
Gene: DNaseII
Product: deoxyribonuclease II
Biological process (GO): apoptotic DNA fragmentation
Molecular function (GO): deoxyribonuclease II activity
Source: RefSeq, a predicted model, not a curated record